This is a messenger RNA of Melanaphis sacchari, 1324 nucleotides long. RefSeq names its product UPF0160 protein MYG1, mitochondrial. Lineage: Eukaryota; Metazoa; Arthropoda; Insecta; Hemiptera; Aphididae. Bases 284 to 1282 code for a protein of 332 amino acids. The record is from RefSeq and is a predicted model, not a curated record. Gene Ontology annotation, cellular component: cytoplasm; nucleus. The transcript has a single exon.
AAGUCGUGCUUACCAUCGUCCAUAAAAAUUUCAAACAUACCCUGCCGUGGUGCUUACUUGUUACUAUAUAUAAAAAAAACUAGUUACUUCUUGCGGCACGGCCAAGUGAUAAUACGUACUACUUACCUGUUUAGUGUUUUAUUUGUCACGGUAAUUAUUCUAUAAAUAUUAAGUGAUUAUUAUCAUACUCUAAACUCUACUGUUUCUAUGCUAAUAUUAUACUAACUAGUUUUUCCGUUAGUACUUAAUACCGUAUUGUCAUUUGUAAUUAAUUACCUUAAAAAUGAACUUAACCACUAAAUUUUCACCAAAAAAAUUGGGAACACACAAUGGCGUAUUCCACUGCGAUGAAGCUUUUGGUUCAUACAUGCUUCAACUAUUAUUUCCUGACUUGGAAAUAGUUCGUACGAGAGAUGAAGAAUUGUUAGCCGAGUGUGAUAUUGUGAUCGACGUUGGAGGCGUAUACGAUCACAGUAAACGUCGUUAUGAUCAUCAUCAAAGAAGUUUUAAUCAUUCAAUGAGUACACUAACUCCCAAUGCCAAAUGGACAACAAAAUUGAGUAGUGCAGGCUUGGUAUACUUACAUUACGGUCAUGAUGUUUUGAAAAAAGUUAUUGCAUCUGAUGUACCAGAUAAUACAUUGAAUACUAUUUAUUCUAAAGUUUAUGAAACGUUUGUACAAGAAGUAGAUGCUAUUGAUAAUGGUGUUCCAAUAUGUGAAGGUACACCACGGUAUAAUAUACACACACAUUUGAGUAGUCGUGUCGGUAAUUUUAACAAAAAAUGGAACCAUGUUGGAGAAUAUGAUGAUAUGAAAGCAUUCAAGCAAGCAAUGCAAUUGAUUAAAUGUGAAUUUGAAGAAACAGUAUUGUAUGCAUUUCAAACAUGGUUACCUGCUAGAUCAUUGGUAAUUGAUGCACUCGAGAAACGAUAUGAAACGCACAAAUCUGGCCGUGUCAUAGAGUUCAAUCAGUCAUGCCCUUGGAAAGAACAUUAUUUUGUAUUAGAAGAAGAACUUGGUGAAGACCUUUCACCAAAAAUUGAUUUUGUUAUUUAUUAUGACAAUUCAAAUUCAGCGUGGAGAAUACAAUCUAUACCAAUUAAUCCUCAUUCAUUUACAUCUCGAAAGCCAUUACCAAAAAACUGGUGGGGUAUUAGAGAUGAUGAAUUGAGUGAUAUUUCUGGGAUAAAAGAUUGUAUUUUUUGUCAUGCCACUGGAUUCCUUGGUGGAAAUAAAACUAAAGAAGGAAUACUAGAAAUGUGUGAAAAAGCCAUUGAAUGAUUUUUUUUUAAUAAUAAAUAAUAAUUAAUGUAUUUAUUUAAA